AUGUCGUCCGAGGACUCAAAAUAUGCUAUACACGCUGCCGCGAGAGAGGGUAGAGACCCAAAGCUAUCCAAGGUCAGGGACGACGACGGUCGUCUUCCUGUACACUGGGCAGCAUCAGCAAACCAUCCUGCGAUCGUCUUGAUGUUAGCUCAGCAGGAGGGUUUCGAUCCUGACGCCGAGGAUGACAGCGGCUGGACCCCCUUAAUGAUUGCAGCGAGUGUCAAGGACGGGGACAAGACCGUCGAGCUACUGCUCUCAAGAGGUGCCGAUGUGAAUCAGAAGACUCUCCACUUCGUUGCCUCUAAGAACAAUCUCGAAGUUGCCCGCAAGCUGUUGGAUAGUAAGCCCCCUGCGUCUACGCGAGUCAGAGAUAAGCGCGGGCAAUAUCCCUUGCAUCGGGCCGCCGCCGUAGGCUCGGUCCCCAUGGUCACUUUACUGCUUAAAAAUGGUAGCCCGCUCAACGCGACUGAUAUCACCGGCUACACGGCCCUGCACCAUGCGGUCGCCGAGGGGCAUGGUUGGCUCACGAGACGUCAUGUAGGUGACACUGCCGUGGCAUUGCUCAAGGCCGGUGCUGAGGCUGACAAGCGAGAUUCGGAUGGUUAUCUUGCGUUGGACCUGGCACCCGACAAGGAGGUCCUCAAGUACAUCAAGCGGGAGGCAGAGAACGAGGGGAUCGACCUAUAG
Durotheca rogersii is the source of this 687-nucleotide messenger RNA. Its product is annotated as ankyrin repeat-containing domain protein. The coding region runs from base 1 to 687 and encodes 228 amino acids. The transcript is spliced from 6 exons. The record is from RefSeq and is a predicted model, not a curated record. Lineage: Eukaryota; Fungi; Ascomycota; Sordariomycetes; Xylariales; Xylariaceae. Gene Ontology annotation, molecular function: protein binding. Gene Ontology annotation, cellular component: nucleus; cytoplasm.